GCAAACCCGGCAAACAUUCCCUUCCGACAAAUACCGUAGCGCUAAACACCGUGGUAAACAAGAGCUGGAAUCACCAGCCACAUGUUUCUCGGGUGGCCCGAGGCCCUUGUCCCAGCCCUGCGGGUGCUCCUCCUUUCCUGCCCUUCAUUUGAUCUUUCCAGCCUACCCCCCCCCAAUAUUCUAGAACAGGAUUGAAAUGUGAUUUAAGUUAUCGCGAGAGACCUGUUUUUAUGCGCCAGCUUUAAUUGACCUCAGCGACCACAAUGUCUUUCCCCCAGGAUGCUCGUCGUCGGCGGGUUGGAGCGGGCACUGGCUUCAGCUCGUCGGGUAGGCGGACAGUCCUGGGAUACUGGGUACCCCUGGCCUUGACAGUAGGUGUCGCGGCCGUUGGUGUUGCAGCCUGGAUCUGGAGUGAACGCACCGAAGAGGAGGAUAACGACCCCGAUUACCCCCGAGAUGGCGAUGGCUUCCCCGCGCCGGGCCCUAGCGGAGACCAACUUCCUCCCGGUGGAUAUGAUGGAGAUUAUGCUAGAUCAACAGCGACGGAUAUUCAUGGCGAACAUACAGACGACGUUAGCAUGGUGGCCCGCAUGCAGGGAGCCUUGCGACGUACUCCUAGUCCUCAACAGAUUUUCGAUGGUGCUAGCAAGCGGGUUGCAGCUGGUGUGGCCGCUGCGGGCGCGUUUGUGGGCGGUGCUCUGACAUCGAUCCGAGAAGAGGACAGGGGCGACUUUGAAGAUCAUUCCAGAUGGUCGGAAGAGGUAGAAUCAAGAGCUCGCAGGGACCAGCCGGACAUUGCUGCUCCGGCCAUGAGCCCUCUUCCUGGUUCUGGAGUUGCUGGUGGCACCCCUUCUGGCGCACAAAAAAAGAAAACGGUAGCUAUUGUUGUGUCAUCAGACGCAUCGCGUUUGGACCCAGAAGAGCUUACUUCCGAUCAUGUGUCUAUUCUUUCCCACCUUCCUGAGCAUGUCAACCCCGAUACUACUCGAAUCUUUGUUAUGAUAUAUGCGCCGGGCCUGAAGCACGCCCCUAAUCAAGGCAAUGGGUCCCGCCCAACCAUGUCCGUUACGUCUUCUUACUCGAAUAUCGCUCCUGAAGAAGUUCUCUCCCCAGGUGAGCCACCAAGUGGCGAUUUGACAAGUCCAGAUUCUUGCCAGGUCGACCAGGAAGCUAUGACACCGCUCUUCAGAACUCUGUAUACCCAGGCGCAGGCAAUUGCUGAGAAGGAGAGCACAAUUAUGCCUUUCAGCACCCCCACAGGCUACGUGCACCUCGUGCGACACAUCUCUCCUGACACUGUUUACGUGCAGGAAUCCCUCACAGGAAAGGAAGGGGAGCCGGUACACCAUAUCUCCCGUUGGGUCAGACAGGUAGUUGUUGUCAUUGGUGAGCGAGGCGGCCUUGUCGACAGCGAGGAUGAGUCCGCCUUGGCAGACAGCGGUGAAAAGUGGUGGCAAAAAGAGGGCACAACUGGCAUCGGCAAGAGAAUAGAUGUAGUUGACGUGCUCCGUACAGGGGAUGACUGGCGACGAAGAAUAUCUGGCUUCGACUAGACGUCAAGUCCUGUGCUGAUUCCAUGGGCGGCUUUUGUCGAUAUGUUUUUGUUCCACUGUUCAUAUGUGUUAUUUCCCCUUUCAUUACCUUUAUGACCCCUGAUUCGAUUCCCCCAAGUUUUACGAACUGUGUUUUCUACAUUGGUAAUGUGUCUACUGCAUAUGGUCUAUUUAUAUCUGAGAUUAAAAAGCACCUUUGGAGAGAUAUCAAUAUCACGGCCCCUUUUCUUUGUUUCA
Aspergillus alliaceus is the source of this 1790-nucleotide messenger RNA. RefSeq lists its product as uncharacterized. NCBI's taxonomy places the organism in Eukaryota, Fungi, Ascomycota, Eurotiomycetes, Eurotiales, Aspergillaceae. The record is from RefSeq and is a predicted model, not a curated record. The coding region runs from base 264 to 1553 and encodes 429 amino acids. The transcript is spliced from 2 exons.